AUGGAAGAAGGUCCUCGUCGAAAUGGAACUGAUAUGGAGAACCGACAGGAAAUGCCGGAAGAAGGACAGGAUCGCCCUAGAGAGAUGGAAUCGGAAAUUCUACCAGGAAAGGAAGGUGGAAAUCCAUCGGAAGAGGCAACUUCGGUGACAAGUGGAGGAAUCGUCUUUGGAGGAGUGUUUGCAACUAUCACUGCACUUUCUUACUUGUUUUAA
Molecule: messenger RNA, 213 nt
Organism: Caenorhabditis briggsae
Lineage: Eukaryota; Metazoa; Nematoda; Chromadorea; Rhabditida; Rhabditidae
Exons: 1
Coding region: 1-213 (70 amino acids)
Source: RefSeq, a predicted model, not a curated record